Cuscuta campestris is the source of this 2586-nucleotide messenger RNA. Lineage: Eukaryota; Viridiplantae; Streptophyta; Magnoliopsida; Solanales; Convolvulaceae. The record is from the annotation of a GenBank genome assembly.
ACCGCGGUGCGAUUUGAAGAGGAAGAAUCUACAGACUACAGAAUCAAUCAAGUGAUGAGCUAUGGACGUGCAGGAAGAAGAGGAGAAGACGACGAUGAAAAGAGUAGCCGACUUUCUGAGCAAGGAGGUGAAAGAUUGGGGGAAUGAAGAGAAGAUGAGAUCUAGGUUUAAGGCACUCAGUGGGCAGAGGUGUGAUUGGGAGCCUCUUUACCUUUUCUGGAGAGACCUGAUCAUCAAGGUAUCUUCCCACCUCAACAUCUUCAUCGUCAAUCCUCGCCACAUCAAGCAUCUCUGGUUUUGCCAAAGUGGAUUGUCCCCUUUGUGCCUUGAUCGCGUGCUCGUUGAGAUGUGCAAUUCCGGCGAACUGUUGCCGGUUCCGAAUAUUUCCGUGGGAGAAGCGGAAGGCUGGCGAUUAUCUCAGAUUUUCCGUAAAGCAGCGCAUUUGGUGGGAUUUUCUCGGGGAUCAAAUCCUGUGGAGUGUCUAGUGGAGGAUUUCUAUGCAUUGACCCCACUCUUGAAGGAAAAGUCCGAAGAAGUUGUAAAGUACUUUUGUGAAAAUCAUUGGACGCCUUCAUGUGUUGUUACAAUGAGUAAGUUCCAGGAACUUUGUGGCGGUCCGAAAGAAGCUUCUGCAAUAAUGAGUUACUUGUCUGACUGCCGAAAAGCAAAGUACCUUGUAAUCUCCAGAAAUGACCGCAUAGAGGGAGUAAAAAUAUGUCUUGAUUCAGGAGCUGUUCCUAACAUCACAAGCAUAGAUUACAAUGUUUUACACUUAAUAUGGACACUAGAAAAGCUUGAACAACAGCUUUGUCUAAUCGAUCAGCGUUAUGAAAAAACAAGGAAGGCGGCUUUAGCUUCAUUGAAAUGUGGCAACAAAAUUGCUGCCUUGAGAUUUGCAAAAGAACUAAAGUUGGUUUCUCAGAGUCGAGAUAAAUGCACCAACCUUGUAGACCGAGUCGAAGAAGUUCUCAGAGCUAUAGCAGAUGCCGAAUCCUCUAAAAAGGUUUCUGAGGCUAUCCAAAUCAGUGCACAAGCACUAAAGGAUAAUCAGAUCAGUAUUGAGGAAGUCACCAUGUGUCUGGAGGAUCUUGAUGAGAGCAUUGAUACAUUGAAGCAAGUUGAUAAAGUUUUAGGAUCAAAUUUAGCUUUGACUGAGGUUGACGACGAAGACUUUGAAGGCGAGUUCAUGAAACUCGAAGCUGAAAUCAAAUUCCAACCAAAUCAAAACCCCAUAAAAGAUGGAACAGACAAUAGUGCAAACUUCACAGAGGUUUCAACAGCCACCGAUGCAUUGAGUGAUGCUUUUUCCAAUCUCUGUCUAAAAGAAGAUGCACAUUCGGAGAACGUGAAAGAGUAUUCUAUAAACACAAGCAAAAACCAGUUCCAAAUUCACACAUUUCCCUGUCUGCAACAAAUCUUCAAAAUGGAAUCAUCAGCAAUGGAGAAAACCGAGGAGCAGCCGAUGUCGAAGAACGCGAAGAAGAAGCUGCUGAAGCAGCAGCGGUACGAGGCGAAGAAGGCGGAGAAGAAGGCGUACGAGAAGGAGCAGAAGAAGAAGGAGGUCGAGCGGAAGAGAAAGGAAUGGGAGGAGAAGCUGGCGUCUUUGGGCGAAGAGGAGAGGGAGAAGCUAAUCGCGGGAAGGAGAGAGCUGCGGAAGGAACGGAUGGAGAAGCGGACUGAGGAAAGGCAAUUGAAGAUGGAGAAACUCAGGGAGGCGAAGAGCAGUGGACAGAAUGUUGUUAUUGAUCUUGAAUUUGGGCAUCUGAUGAGCUCUUCUGAGGUUAAUAGCCUCGUUCAGCAGAUUAUGUAUUGCUAUGCUGUAAACGGAAGAUCUGCUUCUCCAGCCCAUCUUUGGUUGACCAGCUGUAUAGGAGAAAUGCAGAAGCAUCUAGAACGGCUUCCUGGAUAUGAUAAAUGGGUAAUUGAGAAAGAAGAAAGACCAUACAUUGAAGUAUUUGAUAAUAAAAAAGAAAAGCUGGUAUAUCUGACGGCUGAUUCUGAAAAUGUUCUGAAUGAAAUGGAUCCAAAGGCAGUAUAUAUCAUUGGCGGGUUAGUGGAUAGGAACAGGUGGAAAGGAAUAACUAUGAAGAAAGCAGUAGAGCAAGGGAUUCAAACUGCAAAACUCCCCAUAGGAGAUUAUCUGAAGAUGUCUAGUUCUCAGGUCCUUACUGUGAAUCAAGUGGUAGAGAUAAUCCUCAAGUUCUUGGAAGCAAAAGAUUGGAAGGACUCAUUCUUCCAAGUCAUUCCUCAAAGAAAAAGAUGUGAAUCCGACUCGGCGGACUGUAAUGAAGAGUUAGAAGAGAAAAGUGAUGCGGAGGAGAAAGAUGUGAAAAAGCGAAUUGAACCAUCCGAAUGUGAAAGCGUUGAUGAUAAAGAUGAUCUAAAUGUGAAAAGGCAAUGCAUUGAAGCUUAGACAUCGGUUAGUGUAUCUCAUAAUGAACCAUAUAUCUCAUUCCAAAUCAGUUUGUUUCCAUUGCCAGAGUAUGAUUGUCUUUGAAAAGCUUAAAUUUCCUCUUACAUUCAUUCUUAAACUUUAUAAAGGCCACUUUUUGUUGAACCCAAACGAAAUUAAUCAUCUUGAACCUU